CCGGAAGUCGGAACGCUCCAGCCGGCAUUCAAAUACUCAAAAUUUCGGAAUACUGAGAUGAUCCGAAUCUGAACCCAGCUUGUUUUUCCAGUAGCACUUUGAACUAAUCCAAUUCCCUUCUCCUUCGUUGAAUCGAAGCAGCUGCUAAACGGUGUCCAAAAAGUUUUCGACAACAAUCUAGAACUGAUAGGAGAUGAUGCGAGCGGUGAUAAUGAUGAAUGAUAAAGGCAAACCUCGACUCAUCAAAUUCUAUGAACAUCAGCCAAUGGAGAAGCAGCAGGAACUGAUUCGGAAAAUCUAUGCAGUCCUAUGUAGUAGACCUGAGAACGUGAGCAACUUUGUUAAGGUUGAUUCGUUGUUUGGAUCGGAUGCUCGACUUGUAUACAAGACUUAUGCCACACUGCAUGUCAUAUUCAUAUUUGAUGGCUCAGAGAACGAGCUUGCUAUGCUAGAUCUGAUGCAAGUUUUUGUGGAGACACUGGACAAGUGUUUCAGUAAUGUAUGUGAACUUGAUGUAGUAUUCAAUUUUAACAAGGUGCAUGCUAUUUUAGAUGAGAUUGUUAUGGGGGGUCAAGUACUCGAGACGAGCUCUUUGGAAGUGGUUAAGGCAGUUGAAGACAUCUCAAAGUUGGAAAAGGGUUCCAAUUCAAUCAUGCUAGUUCCAUCUAUACCUGGAUGGCAAGGUCGAUGACAUACUUCCAAUAAAGUUGAGAUCCUCCCGCAUUGAGGAUUCGAACCUGGGUAAUUGUUGGGCACUGCACCCACGCUCAAGCUUUCGACUACUGACCUAUGCCCGGGGGGAAUGAUGACGAUAAGGUGUUUAUAUAAAACUGUUGCUUCUAAACUUGACAAGGUUGAGUUGUGAAGGCCUAUGUAGUUUCUUGCAUGAAAUGUAAACCUUGACAAGGUUGAGUUGUGAAGGCCUAUGUAGUUUCUUGCAUGAAAUGUAAACCGAAAUUAUAAUAACUGUAUAGAAAAUGCUUUUGUAAAAAAUAGUUGAGUUGUGCCUCAGAUACUUCCAACAAA
Messenger RNA from Ipomoea triloba (trilobed morning glory), 1026 nucleotides. Its product is annotated as AP-3 complex subunit sigma. Gene Ontology annotation, cellular component: intracellular membrane-bounded organelle. The transcript has 9 exons. Bases 194 to 691 code for a protein of 165 amino acids. Gene Ontology annotation, biological process: protein transport; vesicle-mediated transport. Lineage: Eukaryota; Viridiplantae; Streptophyta; Magnoliopsida; Solanales; Convolvulaceae. The record is from RefSeq and is a predicted model, not a curated record.